Annulohypoxylon truncatum is the source of this 3780-nucleotide messenger RNA. Its product is annotated as S-adenosyl-L-methionine-dependent methyltransferase. Lineage: Eukaryota; Fungi; Ascomycota; Sordariomycetes; Xylariales; Hypoxylaceae. The record is from RefSeq and is a predicted model, not a curated record. Gene Ontology annotation, cellular component: nucleus. Gene Ontology annotation, molecular function: methyltransferase activity; chromatin binding. The transcript is spliced from 3 exons. The coding region runs from base 1 to 3780 and encodes 1259 amino acids.
AUGGCCCAUGCCAAUAUUUCCGGCUGGCAGCGUCUCCCGAUCUCUGAUAAUGCAACCCCUGAGUUAACUACCGCGUCUGAUUCAAGUAGCGAUGAGCCACCGCUAGAGUCAGAUUUUUCAUAUGUAUAUGACCAGCUUAUCUCUAGUGUUGAGAAGGACGGCCAGGAUGAUAAUGGAAAAUCGGAAAACUGCAACACGAGCGCUCCAUUUCAACUUGCCCACAAUGACGCGAAAUUGGUGACGAAUUUCGACGACUCGAAUGUAAAUCCUUUUGAAGGUCUAGACACAGUCCCUGACAUCCAUAAUACUGGUGCGCCUAGGGAGAGACCGAUAGCAGUGGAGAUUCCUCGAUCAACCCUUGUUCAUCCAAAGUCAAUUUUUGAAGGUUUUAUUCCACCUGCUGCUGAAGUUCGAGAACGGCAUGCUUUGGCUGAGCUUCUCGAUGCCACAAAGACACAACAACCCUUUCAAGAAGAUGGGCAUAUUGAAUUUGACCUGGAAGAGUUUUCUAUAUAUUCAAAUGGUCCUCUUUAUCCCCAUGAGUUUCGACCCUUACAGCAACUCGCAACCCGGUCAGCCUCGGAACAUUUUUACUUUGAUGGCGUAAUCCGCCACGGCGAGAAGAAGUUCUACCUUAGGAAGGUUCAUUUUCGGCAGCUUCCUAUUGGAAAUUACGGUAGCGAAGAACACACCGUCGGCGACCAAAUCUGGGUACGGUCGGACUUAAAUGAGAGACGGGACGAAGAAGUCUAUUAUAAACUCAAGAACCCCUCGGCCGAGUACUUAAGAUAUUAUGAGCCUUUUCUUUGGAUUGCGGACCUAGCCAAGCACGUACUUGACUAUUGCGACUACUUGAUGAGCCAACGCCAGCGAGCCGUUCUAUAUGAUUUCAAGUCGCGGUUCAAUAUUUGGCUGGAACAAAAACAUACCGAAUCAGCUACCUUUCGGCGUUGGUACUCUGCAAACCGAGGGAGCGAUUUCAGAGGCGCCAUUCUUGCGAACAUUAAUUUCAUCUGGAAAGAAGCCCAUGGAUUAGAUCCAGUAAUUGUUACUUGGCAUGAAUUUUGGGGGGAAACUAAGACAUUCAAUCAUUACAAGCCUAAUCUAUCAUUUGGUCAAACAUUGUUGGACGAGGAUAGUGAGGUAGCAGGCCUUAGGAAAGGGAAGCGUCAAAAAGGUGGCCAGGUACCGCCAACUAUCGUAACUCCGUAUAUAUACGAUUUGUUCUCCCACAUGGUGUUUGGGAACGUCCUCAAACGAGUAAAGCCGUCUGCCGAUAUCCAAAAGAAACUGAAUGGUUUCACACAGAGAAAUCUGCCCAUAGAGCAAAGAAGUCCGCCUGCAAUCAAACGAGUCAACCAGAACCGCACAGCAUUCAUUGCUUCGAUCGAAGUGGGAGAUGUGAUCUCAACACACCCGGAUGACGAAGGAACAGACACGGAAUGGAAACAACAGAAGUCGAAACACUACCAAGGAGAGCACUUAUGGUUCGGUCUCGUGCAGAAGAUCCAUAAGUCUCCAAAGGGGAGGUGUUCAUUCGACGUCAUCUGGCUGUAUCAACCAAUUGAUACUCCUUGCGGCAUUAUGAAGUAUCCCUACAACAACGAGAUCUUCUUAUCGAACAACUCUGACGAAAUUAUUGCGACGCAUAGUGUUGAAUGGUUCGGAAAUCCCUCUACGUCUGCCGAGUUCUUCGUUCGUCAGACUUACCUUUCCGAUGAUUGUCGAUGGACCACCCUGAAGAAAGAACACUUGACAUGUACGGAGGACAAAUUUCAUGUGAAGACAUCCUACAAAGUUGGCGAUGUUGUUCUUGUCGAGACCGACCCCAAAUCCCUUCAACUAGAGGUUUUCAUCAUAGAAGGAUUCUUUACCGAGAGAAAGAAGAAUUAUGUUAAGCUACGAAAACUCACGCGGAGGAGAGACGUCGAUAAAAAUUCUCCCAAGUCGCCUCCGAAUGAAGUCGUUUAUACGAAUCAACUUGUUGAGAUUUCUAUUCGUAGGAUCUUUCGCCAUUGUUUGGUCAGGGCAUUUUAUCUCGAGGAGGAAGUACCGAGCCCCUAUAAUCAUGGUGGAACCGGUGAUUUGUUCUUCAUGACACAUCAAGAGAUCGAGACGGAAGUGGGUAAUAUGGCCUAUAUUCCUCUCGACAUGGCCCUGGUACGCCAACUGCGACAAGGCUUUGACCCUCUUAAUAUACAUCAUGGACAAAAGUUGCAAGGGCUUGAUUUAUUCUGCGGUGGCGGAAAUUUUGGACGCGGACUCGAAGACGGUGGCGCCAUCGAAAUGCGUUGGGCUAAUGAUAUUUGGAGAGAGGCUAUUCACACUUAUAUGGCGAACAGCGAGCCGGGUGUCUGCACCCCAUUUCUUGGCUCGGUCGAUGACCUCUUACUUCGGGCAUUGCUGGGCGAGGGCGAUAAGAUCCCCCGACCUGGUGAUGUUCACUUCAUAUCCGCAGGGUCCCCGUGCCCUGGGUUUUCUCUUCUCACCCCUGACAGAACCACAGAUGAUCAACGGAAGAACCAAUCUCUCGUCGCGUCUUUCGCGGCCUACGUCGACUUAUACCGCCCCUACUACGGAAUACUCGAGAAUGUGCCUCAAAUGGUGAACUCGGCAAAACUACGUGACGUGUGCGUCUUCUCCCAGGUUUGCUGCGCUCUCGUCGGCCUCGGUUACCAAGUACAAGUCAUGUUCCUAGAUGCCUGGUCCUUCGGCGCGCCGCAAUCCCGCAGCCGAGUUUUCCUAUGCUUCAGCGCCCCCGGCCUCCGCAUGCCGAAAGUGCCCAACCCGUCGCACUCCCACCCACCCGGCACAAGACUCAAAAAGCUCGGCGAAAUGUCCUGCGGCCGCCCCUUCGACCGUCGGAUCCUCAUCUCAACUCCGUUCAAAUACGUCAGCAUCCGCGACGCCAUCGGCGACCUCCCCGACAUUCAAGACGGGAAGCCGGACUAUUGCCCGGGCUUCCCGGACCACCGCUUGUCCGCCGGCGUGACGCCGCCUAUCCGCAAGCAGCUGUUUACCAUCCCGACGCAGCCGUGGGAGAUGAACUUCGCGAAGGCGUGGCACGGGCGGCCCGGCAUGCCGCGGGUCAUGACGCCCAUCGAGCGCGCCAUGUACCCGCCGGACGGCCAGGAGCGCACGCGGAAGGGGGCCAAGGGGUGGGGCCGCAUACACCCGAACAAGCUGUUCAGCACGAUCGCGACCAAGUGCGGGCCCACGGACGCGCGCAUCGGCUGCUCGAACCACUGGUACCAGCACCGGCCGCUCACGGUGCUGGAGAUCCGCCGCGCGCAGGGGGUCCGCGACGACGAGGUGCUGGUCGCGUCGCCGGCGAACCAGUGGCGCAUCGUCGGGAACAGCGUCGCCAGACAGGUUUCCGUGGCCCUCGGGCUCGCGGUCAGGGAGGCCUGGUUCGGGACUUUGUUUGAUGAGGCGAAUGUGCCGCAGUGGGGACUCGCGAGUGUGGAGAGGGGCGUGGAAAGGGGUGGUGGUGGCGGUGGUGGAGAGAGGAGGGAGAAAGAAACGGUUAUUAAGCAGGAAGAUGGAGAUGAUGUAGAAAUGACGGAUGUGGGAAAUGGCCUGGACGAGUCGGAUGAGUCGACGGCGCCGUCGGAAGAGCUGUUCGUCAGGUCCACGCCGGAUAACUGCUCCUCGAAUACUCCGGCGACGAGCGUGGGGGCCGAGUUCUCAGAUGGCGAGAGGGGUCGCAAGAGGCCGUCAAAGUUGUGUGUUGAGAUCUUGACUAAGAGGCAGAAAUUUGGAGGGGGUGAUAAGGAGUAG